AUGUUCGCCACCAAGGAUUUAGACAAAGACGAAACGAUUUACGAGACGAACAAUCAGGUCUGGCCGAAGACUUACAGAUUGAGGUUGGUCAGCCGACACUGGAUUCCGGGCUGGCCGUACACCGCAGCCGUCGUGAUUCAUCUUCAGGGCCUUCCGCAACAGGUUCAGGACGGAGCCGGAAUCGAUUGGGAUGACCUCCAACAGCACUUCGAAUUCACGCGCAGCUGGUGUACCGACCAGGAAUCUUGGAAAUCCACGACGGAGUGGAAAAGGUUUCGACUAGGGGUUCCCAAGUGGGAAUUGAGGGUACACUUGCAACACUAUUCGCUGAAGCAGGUUCAUCACCCGGAUUGCCGAGGACUUAUUGACCUGAAGAAGAUGAACUUUCUCAGCAUAUAUGAACGCAUCGGUCUCGAUCACCACAAGGAGGUUGUGAGGUUCGAUCAGAACGUGAUGUAUGGCAACGAUCUAUCAGGCCAAGAGGUGCAGGCAUGGAACACCGAAGAUAUGCCAGAGGAACUUCAGGCUUUCUUGAAGUCGUUGUAUCCAACUCCUUAG
Molecule: messenger RNA, 558 nt
Organism: Colletotrichum karsti
Lineage: Eukaryota; Fungi; Ascomycota; Sordariomycetes; Glomerellales; Glomerellaceae
Exons: 2
Coding region: 1-558 (185 amino acids)
Source: RefSeq, a predicted model, not a curated record